UGCUGCCCAUGAAGGAAGAAGAAAAGUGAUUCACGUUUUCGAAUUUUUGUUUCUAAUUAAUUUUCCCUAGUUUUCAUUUUAAGUUAAAAUAGAUUCGCUUUUAGUUUUCCUCAAUAGAAUAUCCUUUCGGUAUUUUUAGUUUUAUAUUAUAAAAAUACAUCAAGUGCAACAAGUGAUUGAAAGAAGAAGAGAGAAAAAUUCAACCAACCAACCAACAAAAAAAAGGUGCUCUCGUUAAAAAAAAAAAGUGUAACAACCGCCGAUUUGGGAAUAAAAAAUAAAAUCGUGUGGAAAUUAAAUUAUUAAAAAAAUUAUAUAUAUAUAUAAAAAAUGGGUUGUGCAGUGAGUACAGCUAGAGAUAAGGAAGCAAUCGAGCGAUCGAAGAAAAUCGAUCGAGCACUUCGAGCCGAAGGCGAGCGAGCUGCCUCCGAGGUGAAACUUCUACUUUUGGGUGCUGGUGAAUCAGGAAAAUCGACAAUUGUAAAACAAAUGAAAAUUAUCCACGAAACUGGAUACUCUCAAGAAGAAUGUGAGCAAUAUCGUCGAGUGGUUUACAGCAAUACAAUUCAGAGUCUCAUGGCAAUUAUAAGAGCGAUGGGUCAUUUAAAAAUUGAUUUUGCUGAUCCAUCAAAAACAGAAAUUGCAAGACAGUUUUUCACGUAUGCCUCAGCUGCCGAAGAAGGAAUACUCAUUCCAGAAAUUGUACUUUUAAUGAAGAAAUUAUGGGCUGACGCUGGAGUUCAGCAAUCAUUUGCAAGAUCUCGUGAAUAUCAACUUAACGAUUCGGCAGCUUAUUAUUUAAACUCUCUAGACAGAAUUUCUCAACCAAACUACAUUCCACUGCAAGAAGAUGUAUUACGUACGAGAGUCAAAACCACCGGUAUUGUUGAAACACAUUUCACAUGCAAAGGUUUGCAUUUUAAAAUGUUUGAUGUUGGUGGCCAGCGAUCUGAGAGAAAAAAAUGGAUUCAUUGUUUUGAAGGUGUAACUGCAAUUAUUUUCUGCGUAGCUCUUUCAGGAUAUGAUUUAGUUCUGGCGGAAGACGAAGAGAUGAACCGUAUGAUUGAGUCUCUGAAACUAUUCGAUUCUAUAUGCAAUUCCAAAUGGUUUGUCGAGACAUCAAUAAUUCUUUUCCUGAAUAAAAAAGAUUUAUUCGAAGAGAAAAUAAACAGAUCACCUUUGACGAUAUGUUUCCCAGAAUACUCAGGUUCGAAUACAUUUGAAGAAGCUUCCAAUUACAUCAGAAUGAAAUUUGAAAAUCUCAAUAAGCGAAAAGAUCAGAAAGAAAUUUACACCCAUCUAACCUGCGCCACAGAUACAAACAAUAUUCAAUUUGUAUUUGAUGCUGUAACGGAUGUUAUUAUUAAGAAUAAUCUUAAAGAUUGCGGAUUAUACUAAUUUAUUAUUAUUUUUUCGUUUAUUUUCUUUUUAAUUUUGCUAGUUCUAUAUUAUUUCUAAUUUCAAUCCACUCUUGCAUUUCUGUAUCUAUUCCAAUGCGCGUUAAAGAACAAACAAAAUAUUUACAUACAAAUAUUAUCUCAAUAGAUUCAAACAGGAAUGAUUGAUAUUUAAAAAAAUAUUCAAACGCACACGUUUAUUAUAACGCACAAACUAAUGAAGUAACUUUAGUUGUAUAGAAUAAUGUGAGUAAACAGAGGCAAAUUAAUGCAUCUUAUGAAAAGAGAAAAACUUGAACAAAAUAUUAAUAACGAUAAAGAUUAAAAAAAAAAGAUAAAGAAAACGAAACGAUUGUGACAAAUUGCUAAAAAUAUGCCUUUCCUUUUUAUAAUAACUAAGAUUUAUUUAACAUUUACAUGUAUAUCUAAUAUCUAUUAUAUUAACUACUUAUAUACAAUUUUUCUAUCGCACAUGCGACUGAUGGCUACAAGUGUUUAGAAAAGACUGAGAAUUUGCAGCCUAUGCCAUAACAUUAGAGACAAAAAAGAAAACAGAAUUUAACAAAUAAUAAUUUCGAGAUUAUUAGUUCUUUUGGUUUUUUUUUUUUAUUUUAAAUGUUGCCAAAUUAUUAUUAAUUUUGUAUUGUUUGGCUUAUCAUUUGCUGAAAUUUCUUUAAUCAGACCUCUGUGCUACUUUAUUUAAUCAAGGCACUGAUAUUAUAGAAAAUUAUGAUAUAAAUCGCUUUUAUAGUAAAUUUAAAAAGAAUUCAUUCCAAAAUAAAAUAACAUUAAUUUUUGGUUAAAUCCAAUUACUGACAAAUUCCAUAAGUAAUUAUUUACACAAUUUAUUUAGUUGUUUUUUUCUAAAUUCUUGCUCUUUCUUAUUUCAAAAAUGUAUUUAAUUUAAGCUUAAAACUAAAUUAUUUUUUUUUUAAUUCAUCGAAUUUUUUUGUAGCUCAAAUACAUUACUUUAAACAAAAAAAAAAACGCAUUAAGAAAAUCAAACAAGGUUAAGAUUAUAAACAAUUAAAAUUAUGUAUGUGCUCAGAAACAGAAAACAUAUUGAAGAAUGUUUGAUAUAUUUUUUUUUUUGUAUAUGAAAAAAAUAUAUAUUUUUUUAAUUAAUUUCUUUUGAUGUGCAACAAAUCAAUUCUUCUUGUUUAAAUAUAAUAAUUAUUAUGUGUGCUUGUAAAAUUUAAGUUAUAGGCUAAUGUACAAACGUAAAUAAACACUUAAAAAAAAAAUUUA
This is a messenger RNA of Episyrphus balteatus (marmalade hoverfly), 2645 nucleotides long. RefSeq names its product G protein alpha i subunit (gene Galphai). The coding region runs from base 331 to 1398 and encodes 355 amino acids. Gene Ontology annotation, molecular function: GTP binding; GTPase activity; G-protein beta/gamma-subunit complex binding. The record is from RefSeq and is a predicted model, not a curated record. Gene Ontology annotation, biological process: adenylate cyclase-modulating G protein-coupled receptor signaling pathway. Lineage: Eukaryota; Metazoa; Arthropoda; Insecta; Diptera; Syrphidae. The transcript is spliced from 7 exons. Gene Ontology annotation, cellular component: heterotrimeric G-protein complex.